AUGUUGUUGUCUUUAUCAACUUUUUCUUACGAGUUGUAUUCUACACGACAUGGUCAGAAUAGUCAAGAAAAAGCCGGAUUUUAUGUCAAAGAGAAGAUACUGACUCUGAUCGACACUUGGCAAGAAGCAUUCGGAGGAGCAAGGGCAAGAUAUCCACAAUAUUUUGUUGCAUACCAAGAGUUGUUGCGUGCUGGGUCCGUAUUCCCUCCGAGAUCUGAGAGGUCUUCACCUGUAUUCACUCCUCCUCAAACAAAGCCGUUGUCUUCUUAUCCCCACAUUCAAAAUUCUGAUAGGCAAGAGAUGACCGAGUCUUCUGAAGAGCCCGAGUUCCCAACACUGAGUUUGACAGAAAUUCAGAAGGCGCGGGGCAUUGUGGAUGUCCUUGCAGAAAUGCUAAAUGCUUUAGUUCCUGGAAACAAGGAGGGUCUAAGGCAGGACGUUAUUGUUGACUUAGUUGACCAGUGCCGUACUUACAAACUAAGAAUUGUACACCUUGUUAAUUCCACAUCGGAUGAGUCACUUCUAUGUCAAGGUUUAGCAUUGAAUGAUGAUUUGCAGCGAGUACUGGCAAAGCAUGAAGAAUUAGCUUCAGGAACUUCUUCUCAAGUAGACAAAACUAAGCAUGAAGCUGCAAGAGAACUUGCAAAUGUCAAUGGUCCCCUACUCAAUACUGGGAAUAGCAGCAAGCAGUCUGAUGGGAGAUCUAUCUCAAACACUGGUGCAAGUAACGGUUCAACUCUUCCAGCAGCAGUUGGCUCCAAGAUUGACCUGCUUAGUGGUGACGACUACAAUUCACUAAAUGCAGAUACACUGGCCCUUGUUCCUUUGGGAGAACCACAACAAACAACUCCUGCAUCACAGCAGAAAGCCCUUGUUCUCAUUGAUAUGUUCUCUGAUGGUAACAACUCUGAUUCUGCUAGAGCCCAAUCUUCAGGUUCGGCUAUACAAACCAAUCAUUUGACUCCUCAAAUUCAGCAGCAGCAGCAGCAACAACAACAACAAAGUUUUCAUGCAAACAUGGGAUCACCUGGAUAUGAGCAGUCAUAUGCUCAAGGCACAGGUCCUUCCUGGAAUGGACAGAUGGUUCAGCAGCAGCAGAAUUUUCAUGCAAAUGGAACUGUAUUAAACAUGGGAUCGCCUCGCUAUGAGCAGACAUGUUCUCAAGGCACAAGUCCUGCCUGGAGUGGCCAGCUGGUUCAGCAGCACCCGCAGAAUAUUCAUGUCAAUGGAACUGUAUCAAACAUGGGAUCACCUCGCUAUGGGCAGACAUGUGAUCAAGGCACAAGUCCUGCCUGGAGUGGCCAGCUGGUUCAGCAGCAGCCGCAUAAUUUUCAUGCAAAUGGAACUGUAUCAAACAUAGGAUCACCUCGAUAUGAGCAGUCCUAUGCUCAAGGCACAACUCCUGCCUGGAAUGGCCAGCUGGUUCAGCAGCAGAAGCCCCUCUCACCUAUCUACGGUUUGUUUCUGUUUAUAAUAGUCUUUUUUCUGCUGAGACUAGCUUACCGUACUUCUGUUACAGAACCUUCUUGUUUUCAGGAAGUCACUUUUAUAAUAACAGCAUGCCACAUUUCACUCUAGGAAACCAUUGAUUUACAUUGUCAUGGUCUCACUCUCUCCAAAUUCAUGUAGAUUAUAUCUAAGUCCGGUUAAUAUUUAUAUUAUUGCUACUAAUAAUACUUUUUGCACGUUGAGAAGGUGCUCA
Molecule: messenger RNA, 1702 nt
Organism: Hibiscus syriacus
Lineage: Eukaryota; Viridiplantae; Streptophyta; Magnoliopsida; Malvales; Malvaceae
Product: TOM1-like protein 9
Exons: 10
Coding region: 1-1578 (525 amino acids)
Biological process (GO): protein transport to vacuole involved in ubiquitin-dependent protein catabolic process via the multivesicular body sorting pathway
Molecular function (GO): phosphatidylinositol binding; ubiquitin binding
Source: RefSeq, a predicted model, not a curated record